This is a messenger RNA of Poecilia reticulata (guppy), 5381 nucleotides long. It is a transcript of the gene lpin2, whose product is annotated as lipin 2. Gene Ontology annotation, molecular function: phosphatidate phosphatase activity; transcription coactivator activity. Gene Ontology annotation, cellular component: nucleus; endoplasmic reticulum membrane; cytosol. The record is from RefSeq and is a predicted model, not a curated record. NCBI's taxonomy places the organism in Eukaryota, Metazoa, Chordata, Actinopteri, Cyprinodontiformes, Poeciliidae. Gene Ontology annotation, biological process: triglyceride biosynthetic process; positive regulation of transcription by RNA polymerase II; fatty acid catabolic process.
ACCAGCUGCGCCGACUCAGUGUCUCUUCACCUCAACACACGCACACACACAAUUACACACRAACCAGUCGGUCACGGUGGUCCAAACAGGGACACGUCAAGAGGCUUCCGAGGAGUUUCACGAAGAAAAUUAUGGGGAUUCACUGAAGACAUUACAACUUUCCUGAGUAGGCAGCAGUCAGGCUCAAGGAACCGAGAAGUAAGAACUUAUUAGACGGACACCAUGAACUACGUGGGGCAAUUGGCUGGUCAAGUUCUCGUAACGGUCAAAGAACUGUAUAAAGGCAUCAAUCAGGCCACGCUGUCGGGCUGUAUUGAUGUCGUUGUUGUCCGCCAGAGAGAUGGGACCUACCAAUGUUCGCCGUUCCACGUGCGCUUCGGCAAGCUGGGUGUCCUGCGCUCUAAAGAGAAAGUAAUUGAUAUUGAAGUGAAUGGUGAUCCUGUGGACCUGCAUAUGAAACUCGGUGACAACGGAGAGGCAUUUUUUGUCCAGGAAGCCGAAGAAGAAAAUCAGAUUAUUCCUGCCCACUUGGCCACAUCCCCAAUACCCACCGAGAGUCACCUGUUCUGGAUCUCGGCGGUUGAGAAYCGGGCACCUAAAGACCCAAUUGAUGACGAUCCUCUCGACCAAGAAGACCCACCUGACCCCCCUGCUCCCAGUGCCACUGCCACAAAAAAGAAAAAAAGACGAAGAAAGAAGCACAAAGGAGACCCUCGCAGAGAAGAGCUGACCCCACCGGUGUCUUCUGGUAAUUCUGUCGCUGCUACAACUGCUGCUGUGCUGGGCACUGGACAAAACGAAGAGAUUUUUGAGAUGGAUCUCAGCUCUGAUGAAGAAUCCGCACCACAUGUAUCGAGRUCACCUUCAACUUCAACAAUCCGUGACAUUGACCCCAAACUACCUACAGUCAGACAUAAUCUGGAAGGUUACCCACUGUCUGACAGUGAAUGGCCAUCAGGUGACGGUCAUAGCUUGUCUCAGGCCUUUUCCCCAAAGAGUGACUCUGAACUGGUGAUGAAGUCUUCAGAGAGUUUGCUGAGGGCUGAGUCCCAUAUGCAAUGGACCUGGGGGGAGUUUCCAGAAACAACCAGGGUCACACGCAAAGAAAAACCUGAACCAAUAAAGACGGUGACCAUCACCCCAUCAGAAAGCACCCACUUCCGCGUCAUCCUCAGCUCGGAGGCUAUGGCGAAUGAAACGGAGACUGAAAAGGAAGAUGGAGGCCCCUCAGUGUGUACCAUAGUCAAGCCUGAGCCACGUACCCCUGUCACCACCGUAACACCUGACAGCCUAUCAAGCAUCAGCACCGUGACRUCUGAGAGUCCUUUAACCCCAACAGAACCUCAUGAUGUCCUUCCAUCCAACGUGACCACCUCCACCCCUUCAAACAGCCAACAUACCGAUUCACCCUCCAAGAAGAAAGGAGUCCCAAAGAGGAGUCAGCAUCAGGGUCCAGAGGACAUCUACCUAGAUGACCUAAAUGUCCUUGAACCCGAUGUAGCUGCAAGAUAUUUUCCCAAGAGUGAGUCUGAAGCAACGGCAAAGCACUGGAUCGACUCAGAGAUGCAUUCUGGUUCCCAGUCUCCACAGUCCGUGGGUAGUGCAGCUGCUGACAGCGGGACAGAAUGUCUUUCUGACUCGGCCAGUGACCUCCCUGAUGUCACUCUUUCUCUGUGCGGAGGUCUCACAGAAAAUGCUGAAAUAUCCAAAGAAAAAUUUAUGGAACAUAUCAUCACAUAUCAUGAAUUUGCUGAAAAUCCAGCAAUCAUAGACAACCCUAACUUGGUUGUAAAGAUAGGAAAUAGGUAUUAUAACUGGACACUAGCUGCACCCUUGAUUCUAAGUCUACAGGCAUUUCAGAAGAAUUUACCAAAGGCUACAGAGGAGGCUUGGAUGAAGGAGAAAAUGCCAAAGAAAUCAGGUCGCUGGUGGUUCUGGCGAAAAAGAGCAGACAGUUCAGUCAAACAGUCUGAAACGAAGCUUGAAACCAAGGAGUCUCAGCUAGAGGAAGGAGAACCCUCUAUUUCUCACGAGAAAUUGGCUUUACCGCCGAAAGCAGGAGACACCUCGAGUGAUGAGGAAUCCAAGGAGGUCAGUGCUGCGUCCUGCCAAGAGAGGCUACAGCCAGCAGAAGGACAUCAUUCCAYCCCCCACACUUACAGGAAGUCACUACGUCUUUCCUCAGAUCAGAUAGCUAGUUUGAAACUAAAGGAGGGACCAAAUGACGUGACAUUUAGCAUUACCACUCAGUACCAAGGCACAUGCCGUUGUGAGGGGACCAUCUACCUGUGGAACUGGGAUGACAAAGUCAUCAUCUCUGACAUUGAUGGUACCAUCACCAAAUCAGACGUGUUUGGACAGAUUCUCCCACAGCUGGGGAAAGACUGGACCCACCAGGGCAUUGCCAAGCUGUACCACUCCGUGGCCGAGAAUGGCUACAAAUUCUUGUACUGCUCAGCUCGGGCUAUCGGCAUGGCCGACAUGACGAGAGGCUACCUGCAGUGGGUCAACGAUGGAGGCAUCAUCCUGCCACGAGGACCGCUCAUGCUGUCUCCCAGCAGCCUCUUCUCUGCAUUCCACAGGGAGGUCAUCGAGAAAAAACCAGAGAUCUUCAAGAUCGAAUGCCUUACAGACAUCAAGAACCUGUUUCAGAAUAACAAGCAGCCUUUCUACGCUGCCUUUGGGAAUCGAGCUAAUGAUGUUUUUGCCUAUAAGGAGGUUGGAGUCCCGCUGUGUCGGAUCUUCACAGUUAACCCCAAAGGAGAGCUGAUCCAGGAGCAGACCAAGGGCAACAAGUCAUCCUACGGCAGACUUAGUGAGCUGGUGGAGCACGUUUUCCCUCUGCUGAGUAAAGAGCAGAACGAAGCCUUCGUGAUGCCCGAAUUUAGCUCCUUCUGUUAUUGGAGACAGCCGCUACCAGAAAUCAACCUCGACGAGCCRCUCUAACCGCUGCRCAGACUCUCACCCAGCCAUUCAUCUGUGCGGGACAAGGCGUAAACACACGUGGAGUGGAUCCAAUAGCACUUAGGCACACACAGCUCGCUCUACGAUUACCAGAGAAAGCAGGGUUAAGACGAAACUUAAAACAUAACUUGAAAACUGUAUUUAUUUUUAACGAGUGGAGAUUAACAUCAGCUGAAACUUCAACCACUGGAAAGCGGACUAAUCGCUCACUGGUGCCAGGUCGCUCUGCUCGACGACCGGCCUGUAGUUGAGUUGUGCAGGGAUAGCAAUCUAAAAUAAAUAUUUUUUCAAACGGGAUACUUUUAGUAACUCAGAAGGCACUCGGUUUCCUAAUUUCAUUUCAUUUUACGCAUUUCUUAAUUAUACGGUGUGAGAGGAGUUUGGCRUAGUGAGACCUGACAAAAAAAGUGAACACAGAUUGUAACAGCUGACAYUGAUGUCAGAUUUCCCCCRACSGUGAUGCUCAAACUCAUUGSUUUGCAGGAGCCUACUGUAGCAACGCUGCUUGAAGUUCAGUUUUUCUGACACUCUUYACUCACACCGCACAUUUCUAUUGGCUUCUUCUAAAGGUCAUGAACUACGUGCGCAGUGAGUUAUGUUUGAUAUUGUUUGUAAUCGAGGUAAAAACUCCGAGUAUGCCAAGAAUGUAUGGAUCCGCACUUAGUUGUGGCAAAAUGAAGCAGCUUCAUGGUUUAUUGUCCAGCGGUUGUUGUGAAAUGUUUGUUCUGUUGUACAAGCUUUGCAGACUUUGUGUUCUGUUAACAACAGUAAUUAUUUAAAAUUAAUAUAUUAAGUUAUUGAUUUCUGUUGUAAUUCCAUUGCUUGUCAGGAAAAAAAAAGUAAUUUAUCUCCAGUGUAAUGAGAAAAAGCUUAAAAUGGUAUUUUGUGUGGUUGGCCACAAAUUCUUGCGCGCUUAACCAGAGCUGCUCAGCUUCGUGUCCGAUCUCUCUUCAGUCAUGUCUCCCACAGCAAGCUGUUUAUUUUAUUUAAUGGUGGAGCUCUCGACAUGUAAGGCACAUAAAGAUUCCUWGCAAACCUCAAAGUCCACAGCUUUAGUAUUAAUACAUGUAAAUAUAAGCGAUGACGCUCAAGUUGCGACAGCGAAGAYGGGRCAGAUCCAAAAGCAGCUUAAAAAUUAGGGAUUUCCGUUUGAAAGCUUCUUCUAUGAAAGAUUAUAGGAUGUUGGUGUGUGUGCGUGUGUGUAUGUGUGCUUACCUAAAUCACUGAGUGCUGCUGGUGGGGUGGCAGUAUCCUGCACUCCUUCUUUAUUCUCCCUCAGUGGCUUUUCCGAGACUUGUCCAAUGCACUUUGUCUAAGCUGCAGACUUAAACACUCGCAUCUAACCAACAUGCAUUUCAUAGGAGGUAACCUAAAGUAUGCCAUUAUUACAAAAUGAAGAGUUCUAGUUUUGUCUUUAACAUCUAUCAGUUUUAUUUCAAAUAUAAUGAUUUGAAGAAGUGUUUUGACAGUGGAGGGUUUUCUUGUUUUGCAAGUCAAAACUGGGAGUGAAAUCUUAAAACAAACGUAAGACUGUCAUUCCGACCCCCCCCCCCCUGUAGCUUCAUUAUGCGUGUGUAAUUGUGCAUGUUUAUUUGUAUGACGGAUAAUAUGAGAACCGAUGGAGUUUCUUUGAUGAACAGAGGAAGAGACGUUAGUUCUAGUUUGGACAUAAACAGGAAAUACUUGACUUAACUCUUCCUUGGCUUUAUGUGUGAUUUAGAAGAACAUGAUUUAAUGACCAGGAUCAUAUCUUUCUCCUGAGUACAACAUAGGAUGUGCUUUAGAGAACUGACGGAGUUUGAACAAACGGAACCAGAUUACGUGGAUGGGACAAAAAAAAAGAAGAAAAUAAAAGCACAACGUAAAAGCUAUAGCUACAUCUAGUUUCUCUUAGUUCGAGUAAUGUUGCUCUGAUGUUUUGUGAUAUAUGAUGUGUGUUUUUUGAUUCCUUAGCGUCUUCUCUACAAAGUUUGAAGUUAGAUACGUUUAUCUUAGAAUUAACAAAAGGAAUUUCAUUCUUUCUAUGAAAGUAAAGCAUCUUGUGUGAAAGAAUCACACUUCAUCCUCUAUGAUUCCAGGAUAUAUAGUAUAAAAUGCUCUCACUCACUGCUGUGAAAAAGGAUCCGGUGUUUAUGCUGAUCAUCACGUUUUUCUGUCUCAAUGCCUUUUUUUGUUCAUGUGAUUUCUUACAAACGAAUAUCAUAAUUUGUUUUGUUUGGAUGUAACGCUUGAUCUUUGAUUGUUUCUGACAAAUAUAAACACCUUAUAUGUAUGCUGUGUUUGAUUUGUAUAGAGAUGUGGUUUAAAGUAUGUUUGAAGAAACAAAUCUCUGGUAAGAAGAAGAAAAACACAGGCCUGACRAAAUUAGCAAUAUGUGGCUUGUGGUCUUAUUUGUAUUAAAUAUCUAACUAAAUCCA